AUGCCUCUGUGCGGCCACCUCCUGCCCGCCGUGGUCAUGCUCCUGGCAGGAUCCCCCGGCUGGGCCUGGGUGCCCAACCACUGCAGGCCCCCCCGCGAGGCUGUGUGCAACUUCGUGUGUGACUGCAGGGGCUGCCCCGACGAGGCGCAGUGUGGUUACCACGGGGUCUCUCCCAGCCCGGGCACCCCCUUCACCUGCGACUUCGAGCAGGACUCCUGUGGCUGGCGGGACAUCAGCACCGCGGGCUACCGCUGGCUCCGAGACCGCGCGGGCGCGUCACCGGAGGGGCCGGGGCCGCGCGCAGACCACACUCUGGGCACCGACCUCGGCUGGUACACGGCGGUCGGCACACACCGCGGGAGGGAGACGGCCACCGCGGCCCUGCGCUCCCCGGUUCUGCAUGAGGCCGCCCCCACCUGCGAGCUGAGGCUCUGGUACCACGCAGCCUCAGGAGAUGUGGCCGAGCUGCGGCUGGAGCUGACCCACGGUGUGGAGACACUGACCCUGUGGCGGAGCGCAGGGCCCUGGGGCCCAGACUGGCAGCAGCUGGUGGUGCCCACUGGCCGCAUCCGGGGCGCCUUCAGGGUGACCUUCUCUGCCACGCGAAAUGCCACCCACAGGGGCACCGUGGCCUUGGAUGAUGUGGCCUUCUGGCGCUGCGGGCUGCCCACCCCCCAGGCGCACUGCCCCCUGGGGCACCACCGUUGCCGGAGCGAGGCCUGCGUGGAGCCCCCCCAGCUGUGUGACGGGGAGGACAACUGCGGGGACCGCUCGGAUGAGGAUGCAGCCCCCUGCCGACACUACGUAGCCACGGAUUUUGAGAUGGGCCUCGGCCUGUGGAACCACUCAGAGGGCUGGACCCGGAACCGCAGUGCCAGCGGCCCUGGGCACCCCACCUGGCCACGCGGUGACCACACCUGGAAUAGCGCACAGGGCUCCUUCCUCGCGUCCGUGGCCGAUCCCAGCGCCCCAGCGGUCCUGUCCAGCCCCGAGUUCCAGGCCUCGGCCCCCCACAACUGUUCGCUCAUCUUCUAUCACUACCUGCAUGGGUCUGAGGCUGGCUGCCUCCAGGUGUUCCUACAGACAGGGAGCCCUGCAGCCCCCCAGCCCCCUGUCCUGCUGCGCAGGCGCCAAGGGCAGCUGGGGGCCGCCUGGGUCCGAGACCGAGUUGACAUCCAGAGCAAGCACCGCUUUCGGAUCUUCCUGGCUGGGCAGACAGGCCCUGGGGGCGUCGUGGGCCUGGACGACCUCAUCCUGUCCGACCACUGCAAGCUAGUCCCAGAGCCGGCCGGCCCCCCUCCUGGACUCUGGGCCCCCAGCCCCUGGACCCAGCCGUCCAGCCUGCAGCCUCGGAGCUUCUGCGAGCCCGGACACUUCUUCUGUGGGGAGCUGUGUGUUCCCCCGGAGCAGCUGUGUGACUUCCAGGAGCAGUGCCCGGGGGGCGAGGACGAGCAGGAGUGCGGCACCACGGACUUCGAGUCACCCUCAGGCGGGGGCUGGGAGGACGCCAGCGUGGGGCGGCUGCAGUGGGUGCGCCUCCCGGCCCCAGACUGGGGCGGGCCGGGCCCGGAUGCCCGCGGGGCUGCUGGACACUUCCUGGCCGUGCAGAGGGCCUGGGGACAGCUGAGUGAGGAGGCCCGGGUGCUCACACCCAUCCUGGGCCCCUCGGGCCCCCGCUGCGAGCUCCGCCUGGUUUACCAUCUUCAGAGUCACCCCCGAGAGGUCUCCUGUAACUUUGAGCGGGGGACCUGUGGCUGGCACAGCGGCCACCUCACAGAUGCCCAGUGGCGCCGGGUUGGGAGCCGUGGCCCGAGGUACGACCACACCACGGGCCAAGGCCACUUCGUGCUCCUGGACCCCACGGACCCCCCCGCCCGGGGCCCCGCUGCCCACCUGCUCACCCAGCCCCAGGCGCCCACAGCCCCUCAGGAGUGUCUCUCCUUCUGGUUCCACCUCUACGGUCCCCAGAUCGGGACUCUGCGCCUGGCGAUGAGGCGAGAAGGGGAGGCAGAAACGCACUUGUGGUUCCGGUCUGGCACCCACGGCAAUCGCUGGCACGAGGCCUGGGCCACCCUCCACCACCCGCCGGACGCGGGCAAGUACCAGCUGCUGUUUGAGGGCCUCCGGGACGGGUAUCAUGGCAGCAUGGCGCUGGACGACGUGGCCCUGCGGCCCGGGCCCUGCUGGGCCCCCCGGCGCUGCUCCUUUGAGGACUCGGCCUGUGGCUUCUCCACGGGGGGCCGGGGCCUCUGGACACGCCAGGCCAACGCCUCAUGGGGCCCCGACGCUGACCACACCACGGAGACAGCUCAGGGUCACUACAUGGUGGUGGACAUGAGCCCGCAGGGCUUGCCCCGUGGCCACGCGGCCUUGCUGACCUCGGAGGAGCACCGCCCCCUGCUGCAGCCCGCCUGCCUGACCUUCUGGUACCACCUGAGCCUCCGCAACCCGGGCACCCUGAAGGUCCAUGUGGAGGAGGCCGGCAGGCAGCAGGCGCUCAGCGUUAGCUCUCGCGGAGGGGCCGCCUGGCGCCUGGGCAGUGUGGAUGUGCAGGCCGGGCGGGCCUGGAAGGUGGUGUUCGAGGCGGUGGCCGCCGGCGUGGAGCACUCCUAUAUGGCGCUGGAUGACCUGCUCCUCCAGGACGGGCCCUGCCCCCCGCCAGCUUCCUGUGACUUUGAGGCUGGUCUAUGUGGCUGGAGCCACGUGCCCCGGCCCGGUCUGGGCGGGUACAGCUGGGACUGGGGCAGCGGCGCCUCGCCCUCCCGCUACGCGCAGCCCCCCGUGGACCACACGCUCGGCACAGAGGCAGGCCACUUUGCCCUCUUUGAGACCAGCAUGCUGGGCCCCGGGGGCCGAGCGGCCGGGCUCGUCAGCCAGCCUCUGCCGCCCACCACGGCCUCCUGCCUGCGCUUCUGGUACCGCAUGGACUUCCCCGAGCACUUCCACCAGGGCGAGCUGAGGGUCCUCCUGAGCAGCGUGCAGGGGCAGCUGGCCGUGUGGGGCGCGAGCGGGCGCCGGCGGCAUCAGUGGCUGGAGGGCCAGGUGGACGUGGCCAGCGCCGCGGAGUUUCAGGUCGUGUUUGAAGCCACGCUGGGCGGCCAGCCGGCCGUGGGGCCCAUUGCCCUGGACGACGUUGAGUACCGGGCUGGGCAGCGGUGCGGGCUGCCCACACCCAGCCAGGGGGACGGGGCGGUGGCCACGUUGGUGCCGGCCGCGGUCGGCGGCGCCCUCCUCCUCCUCGUGCUGCUGCUGCUGCUCGGGGUUGCGGGCCAGCGCUGGCUGCAGAAGAAGGGGAGCUGCCCCUCCGGGGGCGAGAUGGACACCAUGGCCCCCGGCUUCGACAACAUUCUCUUCAGUGCGGACCGCGUCACCCUGCCAGCAUCAGUCACCAACGGCCAGUAGACGACCCAGAGAAGACCCCAGCUCUUCACAUGAGUUCACCCGCCACUGGGACCCCAGCCCAGGGACCAACACCUGCCCCCGCAAUACAUUGAGCUC
Molecule: messenger RNA, 3498 nt
Organism: Cervus elaphus (red deer)
Lineage: Eukaryota; Metazoa; Chordata; Mammalia; Artiodactyla; Cervidae
Gene: MAMDC4
Product: MAM domain containing 4
Exons: 27
Coding region: 1-3402 (1133 amino acids)
Cellular component (GO): membrane
Molecular function (GO): protein binding
Source: RefSeq, a predicted model, not a curated record